Molecule: messenger RNA, 9146 nt
Organism: Pocillopora meandrina
Lineage: Eukaryota; Metazoa; Cnidaria; Anthozoa; Scleractinia; Pocilloporidae
Source: the annotation of a GenBank genome assembly
AUGACAGGGUACAUGUACAUGUACAUGUACAGACCAACUGAGGUAUACAAUGUAAUGGGCCAUUCCUGAGUUCCAAAACACCUUACUCUCAGAAUGAGGCCAAAUUAACAAAGCUUUUCUCGUGAGAAUGAAGGUUAUUUACAUUAGGAGAAAAUAAGAUUUCCGAUUAAAGGUUUCGAACUAUAAUAGCUUCGUUUGAAAACAAUGUUGGAGAGGGGAGAAUGGAGACCAAAUAAUAACUCCUCAUUUUGAGUUAAAUAUCCUCACCGCACAUCGAGGAAAACAUCUACAUAUGCAUGUUUUUAACCACAAAGUACAAGUUUAAUUUUGAAAAUGAAGUCUCAUCAGUUUUAAUUUAUGUAAAAUAAAUAUGUCGUGUAGCUGACUUAAAAAAAAAUUGCAUAGGGUUCUGCUAAAUUCAGGGAACAAAAAAUUUAUCCUCUUUGGCAAGAUUCUAAUCAGUUAGCAGGUGUCAUCGAUAAGUUUUCGAAAUCUUUGCUGAUGUAUUUAACAAACAAUAUAUCUUUUGGUCUUUUGGGAUUAAAUGCGACAUACUGCAAUUUCUUUGUAUCGGGCACACUCACUUAACUCUUAUUUUUGCCGAGAAUUACGCCGUUAUUUGAAUAUCCAAAGUUUUGCCCACUUCAUUUUCAAGUUUUGGCGACUGUUCAUGAUUUCUCUGCCAGAAUAACGGAUACUUCAUUUAUUUCUUGGUUAGAGUCGUUGUUCGUCAAGUCCUUGCCCUGAUAACACCACAUGUGUUUCCUUCACGGAGACAACUUUCCAGUGUCUGUGUCCACCAGGAUUUACCGGGAACAGCUGUGAAACGGGUAUGUUAAUAAGCAAACCAAACAAUUUAGUGUCAUCUCAUGAAUUAAGACGUGAUUUUUUUUUGGUUUUGCAUUGAUUGUAUGAGCUGAUUGAGAGGAUAGAGCGAGAAUUUAUGACCAAUCAACGAGGUAAAGAAAAUUCAAGCAACUCAGAAUCACUUUCCAUGCUUGACCUAACUGACCUCCCUGAGCUGAUUUUCCCCGUCACUCAUUUGAAAGUCGCUCGUUGCUACAGACAUAGACGAGUGUGAAACCAACCAGUUCAACUGUCCGGUGAACGAGGAGUGCGUUAACACCGCGGGCUCGUAUGUGUGCAAUUGUGUCAGCGGUGUAUUCGAUGGCGUAGGAGUCUGCCAGCUUAUGACAGGUAAGCUAAUGGGAAACGUUCGCGAGAAAGUAUGAUGCCUUAAGCAACGCGAGCCGGCGGGAGGUCUGUAAGGGACUUCAUUUUAAACGCAAUAGAAGCUACAACCUGAGCUACUUUGAGAACAAACUUAAUGUUCGAAUACCACCAACAAAUUCAUUCAAAAAUAGUUUAGUUGUAGUGGCGCCACAUUGUGGAAUAGCCUCCCUUGCGAGGCUGGAUGCGCGGAAUCACUCGAGUCGUUCAAACGAGAAAUCAAUAAAGCUCUCUAAUGCUCGGUGAUAUAGUGUAAUUAGUAUAAUUAAUAGUUAACAGCUUUUAAUCCUUUGUAAAUAGCUGGUGAAUUGCCCGUGAUUACAUAAAUUUUAAUGACAAUAAUAACACUGAUAAUGUCAGACCUCCGGGCUAACCUCAUCCCGACUCGUCUCAAAUCUUCCCAUGGGCGGGGAAAAGCGUGUCCUAUAUCGCUAAUAACGAGGCCUGGUAUCUAACUUUUUUUUUUCUCUCUCUCUCUUUGAAAGGAACAGAUUGCAAGGAGAUCAAGACCACAUUCCCGAGUGCUCCAGAUGGGAUGUACGAAAUACAACCGAACAUCGGGAACAGCAAAUUCUGGGCGUAUUGUGAUAUGACGUCAUUUGGAGGAGGAUGGACGAUGUGUUACUCUACUGACGAUCUUGCUGACCCUAAAACAGAAGUGACCUAUGACGAGAAUUAUCCCUAUGGUACAGAUGGUUACCGAACUGACUGCAAUGAAGUUCAGGUGAUUAAGAGAGGUUAAGAUGUCGUGCGAUGUUAAAUUUUGCAAGAGUUUUACUUUGAGGAUUAACGAUGUUUUGCAAAUCCUGGCUUAUGUGUUGUCAUAUUUCAGGCGCCAUAAUGAGUAAUCAGCCUGAUAAAUAGUUUACAAACACUCACUUGACUUAAUGUUAUUCUUAAGAGGUUCUAAAUCUUUUUUUUUUUUUUCUAGAAAUAUUUCGUCUUUUCAAUUUUAUUAUUUUAUUACAGUUUUAAUUUAUUUAUGCUAAACUUAGGGUUUGGACCUACUCUGUACUUACACUCUAUACUUAUUGAUGAGUCUAAUGAGGACUCAUAGUGAUCCCCGCUGAAAUGCCAAAUUUACUCCAGGAAUGUCAGUAACUUCUGUACUGUGCUUCAUAUUGUCUAUCACUCAUAAUUUGAACACGAGUCACUGUUUCCAAAAUUUGAUGACCACAUUUUCAAAAUAAGAACCUGUUCUUUUUUGGAAUGCUGAACUAUUUCUUGUUUGAAUGGUGCCUUUUUCAUCAAAUUUCAGUCUGAAGAUUCUUAAUCUACUUGUUCUUGUUCUCUUAACCAACACAGCCACUGUUUUUUGUUUUUUUUCUUUUGUUGGUUUUUUGCUUGCAAUUUCGUGAAAUUCUCUUUGUGGACGAGACUACGAAUGAAAAGGCUUUCUUUACCUAUAAACUUAGUUCCAGCCUUGUCGCAAAGGGAAAUUACCAGACACAAAUCUCCGGCCUGUGGCUCGGUGGAGGUGUAGCUACCACAAGUCAUGAGUACCAGCUUCUUAUUUGUGACCACAGCUUCUACUCUGGCUUUUUCAUAUCCGGUUAUACAAACUAUUAUAAGAGGUGCAAUCAUUGGUGUGGUGAUCUGCUCACUCCUUACUUCCGAUCAGCGUCCACUAGUCCAAAUUAUGCCGGAGUCGCCUUUAACGUCAACGGACAUCGGCCGCGAAGCAUCAGACUGAUGAGUGUUGGACUGAGAUAAAUUAUGGCUGAAAGAGUUUUUGUGGCGUACAAUAUGGUGAUUUACCUUCAGUAAGUGAGUCAGUCAGUUAGACAGUCAACCAUUCACUCAGUCAAGAAGUCAGUCAGUUGCUCGUUGGUGAGUCAGUCAAUCUGUCGGUCAGUUGGCUGAUUAUAGCCGAAUGUUUUCAUCUGCUACUUUAGAAAUAUUCGUUCGUGGCAGCUUUCAAACGUAAGAUAAGAUAACAAUAAGAUUUAGAACGUGUCGGUGUUAAAAACUCUCAGCCCACAUGUUUUUCUGCCUUUUAUAGCCUUCUUCUGGUUAUCACUCUAAAAAAAGAUAUCAUAAUACGUAUAUGUUAACGUCUGAUUUGCAAGCCUCGCUUUCAGAUUGUAGAUUGUUGAGUUUAAAUCGAAAAGUAUUCCCAUAACGCCGAAAGGAUAUACUCAUGAAAACUACACGAAAGUGGCAAAGAUUUAUGUAUAUGUUCGUGCGAACUAUACUUUAGAUAAAUUUUUUGGUAAAUGACUUCUAUUUGUCUACAAGCUGUUAAUGUUAAUGAUGAUAGAAAGUUACCCAUCGAGCUUUGCGCUCCUCCGCUUCUUCACGGCGAGCGUCACUCAAGACGGCUGGGAACGGACCAGGUGCGAUCUUGAAUAGAGAAAAAGACUAUAAUGAUAAAAAAAUUAAAACAAAAACUAAAACUGAAGAUCCAGGAUAAAAAGUAUUUUUGCUGCUGUGCAAAUGAAGCUGCUUUUACAGUCAGAAAAAUAGCUCAGUUGAGUUGUCCGGCCAAUAAAAUAAAAUAUUGAAGAAGUAAAGAAAUAAUCCACGUAGGCGAGCUGCUAUUAAAAAGAAUUAAGUAAAAAAUUAUGUUUCGAAGGGAUUCGCACCAGUGCCUUUUAGAUGUUAGUAAUACCAAUUCACCUGUAUAGCUUCAUUUUGGGAGCGUAAAUUUUUUCAAGCCUCUUUAGCCUUUUUUUCUUUUGAUGAAGCACGCCUCUGUUUAUUAUUUCGUUUCUUGUGUAUCACUGAAGAUCAACGUAUUAUUGGCGACGAAAUUCUUAUACUAUACUUCACAUACGUACAGUAAUGUCCAUAAUAAUUCCCCAUACAUGACGUACUUACGAUUAUUUGGCGACCAAACCGCUAACAAAGAGCCAAAAUGACCCAUGGCUCGAGAUUGACGUCAGCUUGAUUUUGUAAUUAAGUUAAGACUUAUUCAUUCAGCAGGGUUGAAGAUUUUAAAUAAAGAAGUUGUGCCGUCUUUGUUUGUUUGUUUUUUUCCAUAUGAUUGUUUCAGGGAAAGUCUAAACAUAUAACAAAGCAGCUAAGGUAUUGUCCUUCGGGAAACUAGUUAGUUUUGUUUUCCUUUGGGUCCUGCUGUUUCCCUCGACUUUGUCUCGGGAAACAUCACGACUCUCGAGAAAACAAAACUGUUUCCCUCGGAGCCAUACAUUAAGUGUAUAUUGUUUUCCUUUCUAUUCAUUAAGUUCGCGUUUUUGCGUGAGGUUAUGUAAGGUUGACGUAACACCGGUAGCCAGUAUAAGCUAAAUUUUUCAUUCCCAUUCCCUCAGUCGUUUCGUUGGUUUUUGCUAACGCCGUGGUACUUUUUUCGGAGAGAUUUUCCUAUCGGACAUAGUUACGCCACGAAUUGUAAGUUCAUAUAUUUUGCAUGUAGCUUUGUUUUUACUCUUGUUGUUAUUCAUGACGUUAUCAUAUUUGUACUUAGAUAUUUGUAUUAAUUAUUUAUUUUCAGUCGAAUCAAGUUUACACGUUUAUACAUUUAUACAUCGUCCAUCUUUAUAUUUCUCUAGUGUUUAGCUAUAACGAUAGUUUCCAUAGUAACGUCAUAUCAAGACAUAAGAUUGCCUCGCUUUGGAGUGUUUAGCUGGCCUCGCAUUGGAUCGUUUAGCUGUCAGGUUUUCCCAACUCUUCUUUCAAUCUAAAUUGGAAACUUGACAGCAAAGUACCAUCUCAACAUCAUGUCUCUCGCCUUCGCUUUAUUACAUCACAUCAUGUUCGCAGUGCAUUUCGUGGUUGUCGGAGGUAGCGGUAAGUCUCUCAAAUUAAUCAAUUAAAGUUAGAGAGCAUAAUAUGAAAAAGGAAAAAAGGAAACGUUCAUACUUUACCUUGUCACCAAGGUUGAAACCUUAGAAAGUUCUUUCCCCUCAAAGCAUCAUUUUCUCGUUCGCAGUUCUGCUUACGUUUUAGUUAUCCAUCUCGAGGGUAGCGAUAAGCAGUCUUGAGUAAUGGUAGAAACGGAAAGUUGUUCUCUCGAUGAGAGUUUAGUCAGGUGUUUCAGCUCGAUCUCCUGCUAACUAUAAUUUGCACGAAGAUUUAAGCACUGAAAAUAAAACAUAAGUAAAAAUAUUUCGAAAGACUAUCGACAACAUUUUAUCACUUGUAGGUACUUCAGCUGAUAGAAGGAUUUUCCGUUGUUUUAGCAAGGACUUGGAAACAUGUUUGAAGAUAAAGACACUUUAUAUAUCGAGGACUGAUAAUUUACUUUUCAUUACUAAUUCAUGGUAAAUGCUGUCGAAUUAUUAGUUGUGUUUGCGACCAAGAGACCGGAAUAGGUACAGCUCGCACUACGAGCCUGAGCUAUUAAUUUUCACGUAAUGACUUUCCAUGUUGAAAUGUUAUGGCUAACACUAAGUACUAACAAAAAGAAAAGAAAAGCGCUAGCGUAAAUGUGUUUCUUUCAGUCCUGAGAGUUCCCCCAAAAUUGUUGUUUUUAGAAAAAUGCGCUUGCAUCUUCUCUUUUUCAUGCAUUUGAUUUUAUAAGUAAUUUAUUCUUGAUAAAGUGUUGUUCAACUUUAAACAAAUGAUUUUGAAAAGUUGUCGCAAAGAUGGUGGGAAAAAUUAAGCUUAGCUCAGUGACUUGACUUUAAUAUACAGUAGUAGACGACAACGUUUCCUCGCUCAUAUUGAUAUAACCAUUUACUCUUACCUGAUAAACUAAUAAUUUCAGACACAACCGUUUAUAAAAAGCCGCCACCGAUGUUCUACUGCCGCCAUUACGAACCCUUACCGCAGUCUGUUUAACCUACAACCAGGCAUUCAUAUUUGAGUUUCGCCUUACGGCCCUCUCUUGGCACACCAUCGGCAGGCACCUGUGGAAAAUAUUAUUGAAAACCCCCGCAAACCAUAUUUGAAAAAAAAUAUUUCAUUACUUCUUGUUUUAUUUCAAGAUGUCUGCCGACACGUGCAUUUCUUACAAGGCAUUCCUGAUAAAGCCCUUAUUGGUCACGUGAUCAAAACGAUACCAGUGGAGACAGAUGACCAUUGUGAGAUUGCUUGUUACCGCGACCUCAUGUGUCUCUCCUAUAACAUAGCACCCAAACAGGCUCAUGGACAUCAAUGUGAGCUCAGCAAAUCAGAUCACAUCCGAGACCCUGCUGAUUUAGUUCCUAUGGCAGGGUACAUGUACAGACCAACUGAGGUAUACAAUGUAAUGGGCCAUUUCUGAGUUCCAAGACACCUUACCCUCAGAAUGAUACUAAAUUAGCAAAGCUUUUGUCGUGAGAAUGAAGUUUAUUUACAUUAGGAGAAAAUAUGAUUUCCGCUUAAAUGUUUCGAACGAUAAUAGCCUCGUUUCAAAACAAUGUUGGAGAGUAGGAGAAUGGAGACUGAUGUUGACUGAAAAUCUAACUUUACAACUUCAAUUUUGAAAAUGAAGUCUCAUCAGUUUUAAUUUAUGUAAAAUAAAUAUGCCGUGUAGCUACCUUAAAAAAACGAAAUUGCAUAGGGUUUUUACUAAAUUCAGGGAACAAAUUUAUCCCCUUUGGCAAGAUUCUAGUCAGUUAGCAGGUGUCAUCGAUAAGUUUUCGAAAUCUUUGCUGAUGUAUUUAACAAACAAUAUAUCUUUUUGGUCUUUUGGGAUUAAAUGCGACAUACUGUAAUUUCUUUGUAUCGGGAACACUCAGUUAACACUUAUUUUUUCCCGGAAUUACGCCGUUAUUUGAAUCUCCAAAGUUUUUGGCGACUGUUCAUGAUUUCUCUGCCAGAAUAACGGGACCAAUAUUUCAUUUAUUUCUUGGUUAGAGUCGUUGUUCGUCAAGUCCUUGCCCUGAUAACGCCACAUGUGUUUCCCUCACGGAGACAACUUUCCAGUGUCUGUGUCCACCAGGAUUUACCGGGAACAGCUGUGAAACGGGUAUGCUAAGCAAACCAAGCAAUUUAAUGUCACCUCGUGAAUUAAGACGCGAUUGUUUUUAGUUUUGCAUUUCAUUGCAUGAAUUGAUUGAGAGGAUAGAGCAAGAAUUCAUGACCAAUCAACGAGGUAAAGAAAAUUCAAAGCAACUCAGGAUCACUUUCGAUGGUUGACCUAACUGACCUCCCUGAGCUGAUUGUCCCCGUCACUCAUUUGAAAGUUGCUCUUUGCUGCAGACAUAGACGAGUGUGAAACUAACCAGUUCAACUGCCCGGUGAACGGGGAGUGCGUUAACACUGCGGGCUCAUAUGUAUGCAGUUGUGUCAGCGGUAUGAUCGAUGGCGGAGGAGUCUGCCAGCUUAUGACAGGUAAGCUAGUGGGAAACGUCGGCGAGAUAGUAUGAUGCCUUAAGCAACGCGAGCCGGCGGGAGGUCUGUAAGGGACUUCAUUUUUAACGUAAUACAAGCUACAACCUGAGGGACUCCGAGAACAAACUUGCCACUUACGAAUUCAUUUUAAAAUAUUUUUGGUUAUAAAGGCCCCGCGUCGUGGAAUAGCCAUCCUUGCGAGGCUGGGUGCGCAGAAUUAAUCCCUCGAGUCGUUCAAACGAGAAAUCAAUAAAGCUCUCUAAUGCUCGGUGAUAUAGUGUAAUUAGUACAAUUAAUAGUUAACAGCUUUUAAUCCUUUGUAAAUAGCUGGUGAAUUGCCCGUGAUUACAUAAAUUUUAAUGACAAUAAUAACACUGAUAAUGUCAGACUUCCGGCUAACCUCAUCUCGACUCGUUUCAAAUCUUCCCCUGGGCGGAGAAAAGCGUGUCCUAUAUCGCUAAUAACGAGGCCUGGUAUCUAACUUUUUUUUUUCUCUCUCUCUCUUUGAAAGGAACAGAUUGCAAGGAGAUCAAGACCACAUUCCCGAGUGCUCCAGAUGGGAUGUACGAAAUACAACCGAACAUCGGGAACAGCAAAUUCUGGGCGUAUUGUGAUAUGACGUCAUUUGGAGGAGGAUGGACGAUGUGUUACUCUACUGACGAUCUUGCUGACCCUAAAACAGAAGUGACCUAUGACGAGAAUUAUCCCUAUGGCACAAAUGGUUACCGAACUGACUGCAAUGAAGUUCAGGUGAUUAAGAGAGGUUGAGGUGCAAGAGUUAAUUUUGAGGAAUAAUGAUGUUUGGCAAAUCCCAGCUUAUGUGUUUGUCAUAUUUCAGGCGCCAUAAUGAGUAAUCAGCCUGAUAAAUAGCUUAUAAACACUCUCUUGCCCUCAUGUUAUGCUUACGAGGUUCGUAAUCGUUAUUUUUUUUUUCUGGAAAUAUUUUAUAUUUUCACUGGGAGUUUUAUCUUUUAUAUUCAAUAUUUAUGUUUUUAACCAACUCUGUACCAUACUGUAGAUGAGGACUGACAGUGAUCUCCGCUGGAAUGCCAAAUUUACUACAAGAAUUUCAGUUCUGUACUGUGCUUCAUUUGGUCUGGCACUCAUAAUUUGAACAUGAGUCACUGUUUCCUAAAUUUGAUGACCACAUUUUCAAAAUAAGAACCUGUUCUUUUUUGGAAUGCUGAACUAUUUCUUAUCACCGGAAUGGUGCUUUUUUCAUCAAGUUUUAGUCUGAAGAUUCUUAAUCUAAUUGUUCUUGUUCUCUUAACCUAGUCAUGUUAUUCAACACGACAGUCUUUUUCACUGUUUUGUUUUUUUUUUUUUUUUGCUUGCAGUUUCGGGAAAUUCUCUUUGUGGAUGAGACCACGAAUGAAAAGGCUUUCUUUACCUAUAAACUUAAUUCCAGCCUCGUCGCAAAGGGAAAUUACCAGAAACAAAUCUCCGGCCUGUGGCUAGGUGGAGGUGUAGCUACCACAAGUCAUGAAUACCAGCUUCUUAUCUGCAACCACAGCUUCUACUCUGGCUUUUUCAUAUCUGGCUAUACAAACUGCUAUAAAGGGUGCAUUCAUUGGUGUGGUGAUUGGCUCACUCCUUACUUCCGGUCAGCGUCCACUAAUCCAAAGUAUGCCGGAGUCGCCUUUAACGUCAAUGGACAUCGGUCGCGAAGCAGCAGACUGAUGAGUGUUGGACUGAGAUAA